Molecule: messenger RNA, 1473 nt
Organism: Dentiscutata heterogama
Lineage: Eukaryota; Fungi; Glomeromycota; Glomeromycetes; Diversisporales; Gigasporaceae
Source: the annotation of a GenBank genome assembly
AUGGAUACUAAUAAUCUUUAUAAAACAGAAAUCUCUGAUACUUCCUCUUCUACAAAUCAAGAUAUUUCUGAUAAUAAUGCAGUUGCAAGUACUGCUACCACAAGCAGUAAUACAAAUACUUCUAUUAUAUUAAAUAAAAAAAAAACCAGACCUAAAAUUUCUGAUGUUAGAUCCUAUUUUAAACAAAAAACUAUUAAUGAUAAGGAAGUAGUUUGCAAUUUUUGCAAAACUCCAUUUAGUAAAACUACUGCUACUGGUACUUUGCACAAGCAUCUCAAUUCUCAACAUCUAGGUUGGAAUAUGAACAAACUAGAAUCAAAGCAACAACUUUUUAUAUUUAUACCUGAAACUACAAUUUUGAGACAAACCCUAACAUUAGCUCAAAAAACUCAUUUCAAUAUGUUAAUUACUGAAUGGAUUAUAUUAAAUACCUUGCCUUUUUCUAUUGUUUCAAGCAAAUCAUUUGCUAAAAUGCUUCAAUACCUUAAUAUUAAUAUUGACUUACCGUUACGUGAAACUAUAAAAUCUACUAUCCAAAAGACCUUUAUUAUAGAUAAUAAGUGGAAGCUUAAAAAAAUCUUACUUGAUAUUUGUAUGCUUCCUCAUCCGCAUACUGGCUCUAAUGUAAUUUUAGCGAUGCAGUUAUUAAAAGGGAAUUUAGCUUUAAAAAAUAAUUUUCAUUUUUAUUCUCGUCAUUGCCUGGCUUAUAUAUUAAACCUUAUUGUUACGGCUAGUUUAUUACCUAUUAAAUCAUUAAUUAAAAAAGUAUAUAACUUUGUUAAUAUUAUCUUAUCAUCAUCAUCUAUAACCCAGGAUUUUAAAGAACUUGAACAAUCAAUUGGUAAAGGUAAAGCAAUUCGUAAAAUUCUACAGGAUGUCUCAACUCAGUGGAAUAGUACAUACAUGAUGCUUUCAGCCUAUGUAACUAUACCGACAACAAUUGCUGCUAUUAUUAGACGUAAUAAAAAACUUAACAAAUUUAAACUUACAUUACAAGAAGAAGCUAAUCUUCAAGCCACAACAAAAUUUCUUGAACCAUUUUAUGAAACAACUAACGUUCUUUCUAGUAGUACUUAUAUAACUUUAGGUAUUUCUAUUUUACUAAUUGAUGAUAUUAUUGAUAAUAUCUCGUCAUGUAUUCACGAUUCAACAAGUCCAGAAUUUCUCAAAGAAGCCGCAACACAAAUGUUUGGAAAAAUUCAAAAAUAUACUAAUGAAAUUUAUGAUAAAACAGCAUUUAUAGCUGCUAUCCUUGAUCCUCGAAUUAAAUUAGAAUUAAUAUCUGAUGAUAUGAAUACUGAAGCAAACUGUUCUAUUUUUAAUAAUAUUUUUAGAACAGAAUACUCUAACCUUAUUCUAAAUAGUUUAUCUACAAAUUUAGAAGUGCCAUUAAAUUUAAUAUAUACAGAACAGGUGGCUCAAAAAAAGCGUAAAACAAAUACUCCUGCUAAUAAACCUGAUGAAUUUACUUAG